This is a messenger RNA of Engraulis encrasicolus (European anchovy), 3279 nucleotides long. Its product is annotated as gamma-glutamyl hydrolase-like. The record is from RefSeq and is a predicted model, not a curated record. The coding region runs from base 217 to 1848 and encodes 543 amino acids. Gene Ontology annotation, biological process: mitotic spindle assembly checkpoint signaling; regulation of transcription by RNA polymerase II; tetrahydrofolylpolyglutamate metabolic process. The transcript is spliced from 10 exons. Gene Ontology annotation, cellular component: vacuole. Gene Ontology annotation, molecular function: gamma-glutamyl-peptidase activity; DNA-binding transcription factor activity, RNA polymerase II-specific; RNA polymerase II cis-regulatory region sequence-specific DNA binding. NCBI's taxonomy places the organism in Eukaryota, Metazoa, Chordata, Actinopteri, Clupeiformes, Engraulidae.
GGAAAGACAACAUCAAUAACAAAUGCUGCAAUGUCUCCGUAAAUGCUGUAGAUUAUUUGUCGGCAUUUCUUUUGGGCAUUGAUCAAACAUCUAACUCACGUCGCCCCAUAUCUAUCAGCUCCCCUUCUCCUACUCGCUGGAUUUGAAACUAGGCUGGUACACCCCAGACGGAAAGGUGUGUUGCGAGUGUCUAAAGCUGCCAUUUUAAAUAUAAAAAUGUUGAGACUGGUUGAGCAAAAUCAUCUGCUAACAUGGCCAGAUGAGGCGAAUUCCCACCUUGGUACAAGACACCAUAGCAGCACCAGCUCAAUCGAGUGCGAGAUAAAAGGAAUUUCCCACCAUGUGUUUGCGAGCCAUAAACAAACCUGCAUUGACCUGGAGAAGGCUAGCCAAUUCAUCACAGAAGCAUUGCAGAAUGCGGUGCAGAGAAACAUGGCCCUGCGCAUGUUAAUCCAGCGUUUCGAAGACAGGGCGUCUGAGAAUGGGAGGUACCUGUCAGAGCAGAUGGAGGCGAACCGACAAAUGAAACUCCAGGUUGAAGAACUACAGAAACACCUGGAGGACAAAGAUAACUCACUAACACAAGCCAAUCAGACUAUUGCCAUCCUGAAUAAUGAACUUGGAGACCUGCAACAGCAACUGCUGAACCACCAAAGUAGUGACCGGACGAUACAGGAAGUGACUGAAUGGCUUGAGGAUGGGAAGAACAAGGCCAAUAUUAUGAAGGAGGAGGAUGCUCCAGUGCAGACUAUAGUUGUGGGGAUUAAAGAAGAACAAGAAGAUCCUGCUGAGGCCUAUGCAGCUACUGAUAAUGAAUAUCAGACCAGUCAACCUGAUGACACGUUCCAAGAGCAGAUCCCUUACUCAUCUGGGGACAUCAAAAUUGGUCUGGUGCAGGAGGGAAAUGAUGAAUCAGGUGUGGCUCCAGUGAUUGGCUCCAGGGACGCUCAUCAUCCCUCUCCGCCUCCACCUGCACCUCCACCGCCUUUGGUCAGCUGUGCCCCACACCAGCCCUCUUCCCCUCCACAGCCCCUGCCCAGGUCAAGAGGGUUAUCAGUGGAAGUGAUCGACUGCCGCACAACACAAGGUCAUCAAGGAACGAGGAGCAAGCACAACCAAGAUGGAGAACAGUCCAAAACUGGAAGAGGACGAGGAGGGAGAGCACAAAGAGGAAGAGGAGGAGGAGUGGCAAGAGGAAGAGGAAUGCAACUGUUUUCCACUGAGAUCCUGAAAACCACAGCCAGCCCAGUGAUGAUGCUUAAUGCGGGAAGAGGAGGAGGAGGAAUGCAACUGUCUUUGUUCGAGAUCCCUAAAUCCACAGCCGACCCACAGGCCAUGGUGGACAUCGUUGAGCAACAUCUCUGUUCUGUUUGUGGUGAGCGCUUCAGCACCAGAAGAGAUCUGAAAGUACACCGGCAAAUGCAUAAAGAGAAACCAAAGAUUUUCACCAAAAGCGGGAGCUUGAAUAAACGUCGGGGCGUCAAUGCGGCAGAGAGACCGUAUCCGUGUAACGAGUGUGGCAAACGCUUUUCGACGUUACAAAUUCUCAAUCAACACUUGAUCGUCCACACAGGCGAGAGGAACUUCCCCUGCCAGCAGUGUGGCAUGAGGUUCUCUCAGGCGGGAAGCCUGAAGCGACAUCAGCUGAUCCACAUGGGUGUGAAGCCUUAUCACUGUGCGCAGUGUGGCAAGCGCUUUGCCAGAGCGGCGGGUCUGGAGAGACACCAGCGCAUUCAUACAGGAGAGAGGCCUUUCCAUUGCGCCCAGUGCGGAAGGGCUUUUACUUUUAUAGAGAGCAUGACUCGGCAUCAGCGUCUUCACACAAGAGACAAGGCUAAAUAUAACUAACACAAAGGCUAGCCUAGGAACAGUAAAGCUCAUACGAGUCUUCUCAGAGGUGGAUUUAAACUGGGUCAAUGAAAUGGCAAAAGUGACUCUGGAUGGAGCGACAACCAAACCUGCUUAUUUUUAUAAUAUACUGUAUAUAUAAUCGGGCUGGGCCCAGACCUAGCCAAAGGCCCCACCAGGCCAGGGGUGUGUUUCUCGAAAGCAGAGUUGUUAGCUGGUUAGCAACUUGGGUAGUUACCAAUGAGAAAUCGCACUGCCAACAGCAAAGUAGCUAAUGAAGUUAGCAACUAUAGUUUUGAGAAAUGCAGCCCAGAAGUGAAGAAGCCUUUUAGACAAAAGGUGGAAUGUACUUUGGCUCCAAAAAAAAUAAAUGAAAAAAUUGGUGUUUUUUAAAUAUAUAAUUUAUAUAUAUUGUUAUAAAAGCGCUAAAAGCUUUUGUGCCUGAAUGUCUGGAUGUUAUUCAUGUUUUAAAAAAAAUAGCUUUAUCUUCUUGUAGUUCAACAAAAAAUGAUUCCAGUCACCAUGAAGAAACCGUUUUAAAAAUAAAAAGGUUGUUUAAUUAAAAAGGUUGAUUAUAAUUUAUAUAAACGUUCCAGAAUGUAUGACUACUACCCUAUGUCUCAUUGAAGUCUAUUAACGUCAACAGUAGAUUAAGCUUUGGGACCAGGGCUGCUAAAACAAUGCCACUUUGUGCUGAGCCACCAAUGUGUGCAGUGUGAUUUUACUCUGAAGGUGAAUCACUACAAUUGAGCAAAAUAUCUGUUUGAGCACAGUGAAAGGAAAAUGUUAAUGUCUAUGUUUACACAAAAUGGUAAAUGUCAUACCAUUCACUGCUUUGUUUUUUUAACCUUUUGUUGUGCCUGACCAAAAUAAUGAGGAAACUAAAUAAAGAUUUUUUUAAAAAGUGUAAUAUAUUAUUCGGGGGAAAAUGAUGAUAUAGGUUAGGUUAAAUAAGUAUAUUAUCACCAAGUGACAAACUUCCAUACAUACACAUUAUCCAAGAGGAUGUGAUGUAAUUGGGAUAUUGGCGAAAUGUGUUUUUGGACAUGACAUGAUCAACAGACAUAACAUAUGACCAGAGAGUUAUGUACAAACAUAUGACCAGAGAGUUAUGUACAAUCUAUGCAUAUGACAAACCAUAACUUCACUGAAGUACUCAAAAUAAAGUUUCAUACUAGGACUCCUAUCCCUCCACUAUAUACAGUCUUAUUUUUUGGGAAGCUCCUUUGUCCUGGGUCCUUUUUCAAAUGAGAUGGGCCGAUGAAUAGCCAGUGCUCUCCCCAUACUCCUCCUUGUCUAAGGUAAUCUCACUCGCAUUGCCUCGUUUGGGUGUGUGUUGGGGUAAGCCCUUGCAAAGAGGAGACAUAACUGCAAGGUCUUGUGCACUGUGUGCAGGAUUUACACUUUCAUGAUUUUUCUGUUUUUGUUCGU